AUGGGCAGAUCGUUCGCUUCGCUCUUUUCUAGCCGUCCUGCUGCCCAGGGCUUCGUUGGCCCUACCGACCGUCCUUUAAAUCCAAAUGGUGUGCCGGAGACUAGCUGGGCCAAAGGAGGGUCAAUAAAGUCCAAGUCGUGUCGUCCGUUGAUUAAUUUGAACGCACCUACCAACUCUGCGUACCCUAAUGUUUCUCGUGCGAGAUCUCAGUGGGCACCUAUGAGUCCCAAGACGAAGGGCUGGGUGUUGAAUGGACGGCGUGUUCAGCUGGGUUUACGUGUUCUCGCUCUGCUUGGGGCGAUUGGGGCUCUGUUUUGCGCUAUCAUUAUUACGAGUCUGCCAGCAAGUAUUGUUUGGAUCGUCCGCGUCGGACCUGCGGUAGCAAUCCUUCACACCCUCUACGGUAUCUACCACCUCUCUCGUUCGCCUAUCGGAAAGCCACCCGGAACUCAGGCCAAUUACAAUGUGUUCGCCUCGACGUUUGACCUGGGUCUCGUACCGUUCUAUGUUUUCGGAGCAUACAUCUCGUAUAUUGAGUAUGCCAAUGUCGCAUACAAUUGGGGAACUUUGUUGGGCAACACCAAUGGGAUACCGCACCUAAUUGCCAACGUCAACUUUAUCCUCAGUGUUGCCAGCGGGGCGUUGCAUGCUAUCUCCUUUGGUAUUUCCAUGUUUUUGGCUAUCGCCUUCCGUCGAAUUACGCGACUUCCACCGGACAUGAACCCCUUGGAGGAUAACCUGACUGCUCGACCCCAUAAGCGAACCAAGUCUGAGAUUGCUGAAAAGCAUCUCAGCCAGUCGACUGUGGAUUCGGGCAUUGGAAUGGAUGAUCCACUCAUUGGUUCACCUCGUACUAUGCCAGUCUCGAUGCACAACCGACACCCAUCUUCUGGCGAUGGCUUAACUGGAUUUAUCUACGAAAACCCAAUGCCACAGGGACCUUUUGUGCCUCCGGACCAGUUAUAUUAUGCUAACCCUACUCCUAAGCCUUUGCAAUUCCAGCCAAGACCCCAACAGCAAGGCAAUGUUAUCCCCCGAAAACCGGUGCAAAGCUCUCAGGUGCUAACGCAAGACAUUGACAACCUCUCGAGCCGACCAACCCCACCUAUGCAUCUCAAUGUUCCUAGCCAGGGCCCUGACCAAGCUAGCAUCUCGGAUAGAUCGAGGACAGUGAGUCCCAUGUCGGACAACUGGAUCGCGUACCCGUCACGCUCUCCAUCGCCGUUGGACAAUCUCCAAACCCCGCAGAAAGAGAACGCGAAGAACGAAACUGUGGCUCGUCGUGACAUAUCAUCGAUGUACAGUCGUUCCAACACCACGGCCUCCACCGACAGUGGCCCCAACUGGGUUAGUGCCGCUCAGCGGUAUGGAUGGAACAUUGAUGAGGCUAUCAGGGAAGAUGUCCGUGGAGAGUAUGAAUCACUCGCCAUGCAUGAACACUACGGCAAUGAUGACGACUAUUUGGAUGAUUACCCGCAACAAAAUGGAUUGUACGACGACAUUGAACGCGACGUGGGAGAUGAGCCAAUUAACAUCUACCUGGAUGAUCGUCUGAGCGAUGAUGAUGAUCUCAAGGACGAAAAUGAGGAACCAGCUACAAAGCUGCUGAAUCCUCUGGCAUUGAACCCACCCACACCGCUGGCCUCUCGCAGCAAUCUAUACGAAGACACCACGUCUAAGCCUCUCAACGGCCGUCACGCUCUCACCGAUAUCCCUAACCUGUCCCCCUCACCCAACCUACGCUCCGACUCCCCUGCUCCAGGCGACAGCCCCGAAAAGAAGACCGGCCGCUACUACGGCGAACUCGAGAGCAACCCAAGCAUCUCCGUCCGGGGUGACCGCGACGUCAGUGAGCAGAACGUGCCAUUGAGGAAGAAGAGCAAGCUCCAAAAGAAAAACAGCAAGUCCAAGAAAAUGCAGUCCUACAACACACUCCGCCAAGACGACCACGUCAGCGACGAAGAGAUUGACAAUGAGGCUCCUCCCGCUAUUCCUAAGGACACAAAUGAAAACGACCGCAAGGGCCGUGUUGUCAGUAACUCCGGCGCGGACAUCCGCAGUAAUGCAGCACCUGCUUCAGCCGGCUUGGCGUCGUAUGGAAACUACAUUGCUGGACUUGGUAUUGGAGUCGGACGCCGACGCGAUGUCAGUGGGAAGAUGGCUGAAGAAGGUAGGAGUGGUACAAUGGUUAAUGCCGGACGGCCAGGAACCGAGCCUGAGCAUAAAAAACCCAUUCGUGCGGCUGGAUGGGCACGGUUUGCUGGACUGUAA
Messenger RNA from Aspergillus chevalieri, 2271 nucleotides. RefSeq lists its product as uncharacterized. The record is from RefSeq and is a predicted model, not a curated record. NCBI's taxonomy places the organism in Eukaryota, Fungi, Ascomycota, Eurotiomycetes, Eurotiales, Aspergillaceae. The transcript is spliced from 3 exons. The coding region runs from base 1 to 2271 and encodes 756 amino acids.